Molecule: messenger RNA, 246 nt
Organism: Rodentolepis nana
Lineage: Eukaryota; Metazoa; Platyhelminthes; Cestoda; Cyclophyllidea; Hymenolepididae
Source: the annotation of a GenBank genome assembly
AUGCCAGUACCUAGUGGAGGUGCUUUUGUUCAAACUGGUCAACCGUCUUGUUUCCAGCGCAUGAAGAUGGGUUUCUUCAUGGGAUUUUGUGUUGGCAUGGCUACCGGAGCGAUUUUCGGGGGUUUCAGUUGUUUACGAUAUGGCUUACGUGGUCGAGAGCUUAUCCAAAAUGUCGGUAAAGGAAUGAUACAAGGUGGUGGUUCUUUCGGAAUGUUUAUGGCUAUCGGAACUGCUAUUCGAUGUUAG